Molecule: messenger RNA, 1802 nt
Organism: Aphis gossypii (cotton aphid)
Lineage: Eukaryota; Metazoa; Arthropoda; Insecta; Hemiptera; Aphididae
Gene: emc
Exons: 2
Coding region: 360-866 (168 amino acids)
Biological process (GO): cell differentiation; circadian regulation of gene expression; negative regulation of transcription by RNA polymerase II
Cellular component (GO): cytoplasm; nucleus
Molecular function (GO): transcription regulator activity; protein dimerization activity
Source: RefSeq, a predicted model, not a curated record
CGGCCGGCCGGCCGCAGUCGCAGUACACCGUUCUUCGCAAACAGACCACGUCCGUGACUACUACCGUAUAAUCGUAAUAUUAUUAUUAUUAUUAUUAUUAUUAUAUUACCGUCGUCGCCGUCGUCUAAAAGCGAAGGAUCGAUCAACUGUGUUUAAACUUUAAUAAUAAUAUUAUUAACGAUACAUCGUCGACCCGUUUUGCGCACAGUGCUCUCGUGUGCAUUUCUCGUCCGAUACCGUUCGUUUCGCGUUCUACAGUUUUCUGACCGUCAGCGCCGAGCGUGAAAUAUAUUUAUUUUUUUCGCGUGUCUACACGAGUUCGUUUCGUUUUACUUCAAUCCGACACAACAGCAGCCACCAUGAAAUCCAUACCAAUGUGCCGUAAUAACAACAACAACAACAGCAGCAGCAAUAAUAGCAACGGAGAUUCGACCGGACACGCAGUGACCGGCGGCCGAGUGCACCGCAAGCGCGGUGACCUGGAAGACGAAAAGAUCCAAAAGUACUUGUCUAAGCUCAAGGACUUGGUGCCACUGAUCCCCAAGGAUAAGAGAAUUUCCCGGCUGGAGGUGAUCCAUCACGUUAUCGAUUACAUUUGCGACCUGGAGGACAUGCUGGAAAAUCACAGGUCGGUGAACGCAGACGCCGUACACUCCGCCGCCGCUGCCGUCAUGCUGUCGUCCUCCGUGGCCGCCGUCCGGCAACCUUUGGGCAUCAUAUCGACGCCGAACGCUUUGGCCGCCGCCGCCGCAGCCGUAGCCGUGGCCGCACAGCCACAAUCGUCCUCCGAAUCGACCAUGACCCCUUCUUCUCGGGCACAAGACAAGCUGUCGAGUUCGUCAGAUACGAGAGCCGUUAGCUGUUAAACAAAACAAAAUAUAAUAAUAUUAAAGAGAUUUAUUAUAUUAUACUAUUUCAAAAACAACACACGAAAAAAUAUUGUAAUAAACCGAACAGAAAAUGAAUAAUUCAAAAUAAAACGUCGCCCAUCAACGCCGCAGCAGCCUGCAGUGACGAGUAACCGUACCGAAGAACACCGUUUAUCCACCAUACAAGUAUAUUAUAUUAUAUACAUGCUUAUGUUUGGAGAGAGAGAAUACGUUAUGUAUAGACAUACAUUCCAAAUAGAUUCGCCAUGCUCUCGGUAGUUGACUCGGUUCUAUCAGUUUCGCGAAAUAGCGCGUUUUUUCUCGCCCCCUCCCACACUGUACAGUUUAGGUUUAAUUCCUAAUUGUUAUUAUUAUUAUUUAUUAUUAUUAUUUUAUUAUUAUAUCAUUAUUUUUUUUUGUUAUGACUGUGAUCCUAUCAAUAUGUAGUCUAGGUUUUAGUAUUUAUCUAUUAUCAUUAUUAUAUUAUUAUGUAGACGUUUAGAUCUAGCAGGUAUAUAAUCUUAAUAUGGUAAAAAAAAAAAAAUUAAGAAAAUGUUUAUUUAAAAGUAGUCCUAUUUAUGUGACAACUGGGUGGAUAUCGAACCAAAUCCUAUAUAGAAAUAUUAUGAAGAAGUCCAUUAUAUUAUGUUGAAAAAAAAAACAUAACACAAUAUAGUAUUAUAUUUGUAUAAUAAAAUAUUAUAGGGACUACUCGUUUAUAUUAUAUUCAAUAAGACAUAUUAUUAUUAUAUAUAAAUUUAUAUAAACCCACGGCGUACCUUUACGUUUUUCUCGUCUUUGUACAUUAUUAUUUUUCUCUUUUGUUUUCUUUUAUUAAAUGAUUUAUAUUGUUUGGGUAUAUAUUGAUUACUUGAAUUAUUACUUAGCUUUUAAUUCAAUCAUAAUAUAAUACAAUUUAUUACAAACAUAAAA